Molecule: messenger RNA, 1191 nt
Organism: Zalophus californianus (California sea lion)
Lineage: Eukaryota; Metazoa; Chordata; Mammalia; Carnivora; Otariidae
Product: mitochondrial calcium uniporter regulator 1-like
Exons: 4
Coding region: 1-1191 (396 amino acids)
Biological process (GO): calcium import into the mitochondrion; positive regulation of mitochondrial calcium ion concentration
Cellular component (GO): mitochondrion; mitochondrial inner membrane
Source: RefSeq, a predicted model, not a curated record
AUGUCUUACGGAUACAAAGAGGGACGGUUGGGUCAGUCCCCAGAAGACUACCGAAUGUUUGGGUGGUCAGAGAAUGACUCACUAAGGGUUACAGUUGAACAAAGACCUUUGGAGCUGACAGAUGAAAAAGCAAGCCACGGCGAGGGCUACAUAAAGAGUGUUUCAGCCACAGGGAAGAACAAGGGCCCAGGGCCUGGGACAGAUGUGUGCAGAUGGCAAGUUAGACUUUGGGAGACCCUGUCAGAUGCUGAAGUGGUCAGGAAUAGGAAAUUAUCCACUACUGAUACAGCACUUUCUGGCAAUGCAGUUUUGGAUAAAUUACUUAACCCAAUAAAGCCAUGUAUUGGGGCGGACCCGGAGGGCGCGCGCCCGAGGCCCUCCGUCCCCGCGGCCGGCCGCGGCUGCGCGGGGAGGUACCUGCCGGGCCUCGCCCCAGGCAUCGCCUGGGCCACCGGCGCCCUCCACCUGUGCCGCGGCCGAAUGGCCGCCCUCACUUUGUCCAGGAGAGAGCUGAGCCUCUCUGCUGGGAGCCUGCAGCUGGAGCGCAGGAGAGAUCUGGAGCACAAAAGGAGAGAUUUCACCUCUUGCGGGAACAAGAAGCUCUACUUUGACACCCAUGCCUUAGUGUGUUUACUGGAAGAAAAUGGGUUCUCCACCCGGCAAGCAGAAAUCACUGUCUCUGCAUUGGUCAAGAUCACGGACGCCAACAUGGAUAUUAUCUACAAGGAUAUGGUCACCAAGAUGCAGCAGGAGAUCACCGUACAGCAAAUAAUGUCUCAGAUUGCCAAUGUGAAAAAAGAUAUGAUUAUUUUGGAGAAAAGCGAAUUUUCAGUCCUCAGAGCAGAAAAUGAGAAGAUAAACGUGGAGCUACAUCGGUUAAAACAACAAAUAAUGGAUGAAGUGGUCAAAGUCCGAACAGAUACCAAGUUAGACUUCAAUCUAGAAAAGAGCAGAGUGAAGGAAUUGUACUCGUUGAAUGAAAGGAAACUGCUGGAAAUGAGGACAGAAAUGGUGGCAUUGCAUGCCCAGCAAGAUCGUGCUGUCAGCCAGACAGACAGGAAGAUAGACACUGAGGUCGCUGGCCUCAGAACCAUGCUGGAGUCACACAAGCUCAGUAACAUUAAAUAUUUAGCAGGAUCUGUAUUUACGUGCCCAACAGUAGCUCAGGGAUUUUAUUGCCUGUGGAUAUAA